Messenger RNA from Cadophora gregata, 1743 nucleotides. RefSeq lists its product as uncharacterized. The record is from RefSeq and is a predicted model, not a curated record. NCBI's taxonomy places the organism in Eukaryota, Fungi, Ascomycota, Leotiomycetes, Helotiales, Ploettnerulaceae. Gene Ontology annotation, biological process: biosynthetic process. Gene Ontology annotation, molecular function: acyltransferase activity, transferring groups other than amino-acyl groups. Bases 265 to 1380 code for a protein of 371 amino acids. The transcript is spliced from 2 exons.
UGCAACCAGAAGGAAUUUGCUGUGAUGAAUACACGCAAAAGUCUACCCGAAAAAAUGUCUAAGGCAGCAUCUCUAACUUUCGGUCUAUUCGCUUAGAAGGCAAGAAUCAACGUCCUUCUGGCGAUGAUACAGGCUGCGCUAGACCAAAAAAGCCGUACGGGAUAAUCCCGCGAAGCGAGAGGGGGGUCCGCAGGCGGUUAUUAGUCGCUACGAGACCCACCUCUCAUUGAGAAAGUUGCCUAAAUCUACGAAGUGUUCAUCUUCAUGCAAUUUUCAACUCGAACUUUCCGAACUUGUCUUGCGUCUCAUUUCUCUUUGGCUCGAGGCAAGCCACAAGCCGCAAUAACCAAACCUUGUCUUACAAUGUCUCACGAUACUGCUAGCAUCGAGUACUUUUCAAUUCCAAAUUUCAAGUUUGCAGGCGGAAUUACGAAGGAUAUCAAAGUCGCCUACCGUUUAUUUAAUCCCACUUCUAUUAAGGGAACAGUUCUUAUACCUACCUGCUUCGCGGGACGUAUUAAUGAAACUCUCAAUUUCACGUCUGGGGCUUUAAGAGUUUACAAUGUCAUCGUUGUUGCUAUGCUUGGGAACGGGGAGAGUUCCAGUCCUUCUAAUGAUGAUGAAUUUCCCACGGACUACUCUCUGCGGUACCAGGACUGUAUUAAUUCCCAAUACAUCCUCCUCACCCGACACCUUCGCAUCAAAAGCCUCGAAGCAGUAGUAGGCUUCUCAAUGGGCGCCCAACAAGCCUAUUACUGGGCUGUAAUGCACGGCGCCGGUCCUUCCCCUUUCCUCAAACACGCCGUCGUCAUCUGCGGCAGCGCGAAAACCUCAGGUCAUAACUACGCCUUCCUCGAAGGCCCAGUCUCUGCUCUGAUAGCUAGCUCCGACUACGAUCAAGGCCGCUACAAACAAAACGGCGUUAACCCCGUCAAAGGGCUGCGAGCAUUCGACAGAGCUUAUGCAGCGUGGGUGCCGAGUGCCGAGUGGUUUAGACAAGAGCUUUGGAGGAAAUUUGGCGCGGAGAGUUUGCAAGAAUGGUUACAUCCGCCGAUAGGGAAAGGAUCUUCCGAGAAUUGGGAUCCUGAGGACUUAAUAGUCAUGGCGAGGAUGUGGCAAGCGGGCGAUGUGGGGGUUAUCGCUGGGAAUGGGAACUAUAAGGAGGCGUUGGAGGGAGUUACUGCGAAGGUGCUAGUUAUGCCGAGUAAGACGGAUCAGUAUUUUCCGUGGGAGGAUGGGGAGAACGAGAGUACAUUUUUGAAGAAUGGGAUUUUUGAUCCGAUUCCGACGAUCUGGGGACAUAUGGCUGGAGGUGGAAAGAACCCAGUUGAUUCGAAGUGGAUAGAUGAGAGGAUAUCGACGUUCUUGGAUGGAAAAUGAGGUGGUGAAACACAUUCAUGUAAGCUCGGUCUGUAGCAAAUCACAGGUUCCUGCGGUCAUAGCCCCUUUGAUAUGUGCCAUACGUAUAAUUCCUACUUUGUCAUAGCCAGCAGAAAGAUCUACGAAGUCGAUCAAAUCAUGAGAUUGAAGAAAGGAGGUAUUCAACCAAGACAAGUGCGGAGGAGCAGGAGUUUAGAGAGUAAAGAAAAGUACUCUCCUCAAAGGCUUCCAUGUUGAUCCAACUUACACCGUAGGCAAAACACUAAGUAUUCUUUUUUGGAAGUGUCCAUUCUGGACUCUUUGCGAACUCGUUUGGGGGUUUUCAGUAUCGCAGGUUCCGCAGGCGAGUGGACUGAGCCGAGG